Messenger RNA from Homalodisca vitripennis (glassy-winged sharpshooter), 567 nucleotides. RefSeq names its product integumentary mucin C.1-like. The coding region runs from base 39 to 440 and encodes 133 amino acids. The transcript is spliced from 2 exons. The record is from RefSeq and is a predicted model, not a curated record. Lineage: Eukaryota; Metazoa; Arthropoda; Insecta; Hemiptera; Cicadellidae.
CACGGCGUCUCUCCUGACGAAAUUGCUGUACCGACGAGAUGACUGCUGCCCACGUGACUCUCUGUCUGGUGUCUCUUGUACUCAUAUCUGCCGCUCUUCACGUAGCAGCACAAACCAACGACACUACAUCUACUACUGCCUCUGCUACUGAACUUACGACUACCAGUUCUGCAUCUACAACUCCCACUUCUGUACCUAUGACUACUACUUCUGUAGCUACGACUAUCAGUUCUGCAUCUACGACUACCACUUUCGCACCUACGACUACCAGUUCUGCACCUACGACUACCGCUACAAGUACAGGAGAGAAUCAACCUAUUGUUUGCGGACGGACAAAUAACAAGCAUGACGCAUUAUGCCGCAAAAUGUGUUCUUCUGAUGGCUGGAAACACGGCAAAUGUGUGAACAGAAAAUGUACUUGCAGCGAACAAAAACUAUAGCUUACAUCUCAUCCAUUGCGAUUCCUUGUUGUACUUAUUGUAUUAUUAUUGCCUACCAGUUCGACAUUUAUUUUUUCAAAUUUGAAUAUAAGCACUGGUUUAUUUCAAUAAAUGUUUACAACAAGCA